Symbiodinium necroappetens is the source of this 1245-nucleotide messenger RNA. Lineage: Eukaryota; Dinophyceae; Suessiales; Symbiodiniaceae. The record is from the annotation of a GenBank genome assembly.
AUGGCCGACGCUGUGCCAUCCCUUGGCUCAACGCCUAUGGAUCUUGAUAUCAGAGCUACCCGGACAAGCGCCAACAUGCUUGAUGGAUUGCAGAGCUUGCUCGACAGCAAAGAAUGCUGCGAUAUUGUGUUUCUCGCAUGCGAAGAGCAGAUUGAAGCGCAUGCUGUGGUUCUGGCUGCAAGCAGCCCCAACUUCUGCAAGUACUUAAGGCAGUCUUCCAUGCGUGGACUCAAAGAGCCCUCGGCUCCUGGCCACGAAAUGGAGGAGCUGUUCACGACCGUAUUGACCAGCCCGCACGGGGCGGCCGGAACGGCUGGGGCGCUUUCGCCCGUGGCCCCCAGAGCCGCAGGAGAGGGAGAAGAGCCCCAAGCAGAGGUCCCCGAGACAGAGGCCCUUUCCCAACCGAAGGAGGAGCCUGGGAUGGAUGGAGCUGGCAAAGGCUCCGAUGAGGCGACAGCGGAAGCGCCCAUGGAAGUGGAGGUCGAAGCUCCCAAGCCGGAAGAAGCCGCCCCAGCACGAACUGCCGGGACAACUAGUCCCGCAAAUCCCACACACCACGAGAAGGCAAAGGCGGACAAGGUUCGUGUUCAGGUCAACGGCCUCUCCUCCUCAGAGGCGAUGCACAUCCUCCUGGACUACAUCUACAAGGGCAGUGCAGCCGCCAGCUGGGAAUACAAGGCUACGACUGCGCAGGUUAACAAGGAGAUCUUGCGCUUGGCCAGAUGCUUCGGCUUUGCGCAGCUGCACGAGCACGCGGCGAGGUGGCUUGCAAAAGGCUUGACUACCGAGAAUGUUGUGGACCGACUCGUAACGUGCGAGGAGUUUGGACUAGGCCUGCUGCGCGAGAAGAUCACCGAGAGGCUCGCGCUGAAGCCUGCCGAAAUGAUGCAAGUGUGCAGCAGCCCGGAGAUCACCAAGCACCCUCGGAUCUUGCAGGACCUCCUGGUGCAAGUUGCUUCGCUGAAAAAGGGCUGCACGGAGGCGACAGAGGAUGCAAAAGAGGAGAAGCAAGAGCCGAAGGAAGAGAAGCCUGCGAAGCACGACAAAGCCGAAAGGGAGAAGGAGAAGCAUGAGAAGGAGAAGCAGGACAAGGCCGAAAAGCCGGACAAACCGGAGAAGAAGCACGAAAAGGCAGAGAAGCCCGAGAAGCCGUCGAAGCAGGCAGAGAAACAGACGGGCAAGAAGCGCAAAGCCGGGCUCCCAGGAAGCCUCGACGAAUCAAGGUGGUUCUCAUAUGCUGUAUAA